This is a messenger RNA of Colossoma macropomum (tambaqui), 1885 nucleotides long. It is a transcript of the gene clic5a, whose product is annotated as chloride intracellular channel 5a. Lineage: Eukaryota; Metazoa; Chordata; Actinopteri; Characiformes; Serrasalmidae. The record is from RefSeq and is a predicted model, not a curated record. The transcript has 6 exons. Bases 335 to 1075 code for a protein of 246 amino acids.
GGUAGAGAGAGAGGAGGGAGUGGAGGUGACACUCAGAGCUCCUCCUUCUCCUCUCCGCUGGCUAUUUUUGGCCUGACUGUGACAGUGUGAGCGUGUUCCCCCUGACAGCUGCCUACAGGGGCCAAAUCAAAACAAGCCUGCGCCUCAGCUACACACUUGUUGCAGGGCUGAGACCAUCACUAUGAGCCAGUUGGGGUUAUGGUAAGGUGCACAGGAGCUUCUCUGGCAGGCAGGCUUUUUCAAUCUGAAUACUCAUCCCACCCGGCCAGGAGCUUACUACAGACUAGCAUCUUAUCUGGGGUGAGAGAACAGCCUUAAGUACAGCCUGAAACAAAUGGCCUCCACAAAUGAAGAUAAGGACCCCGACAUUGAGCUGUUUGUAAAGGCAGGCAGUGAUGGAGAGAGCAUUGGGAACUGCCCGUUCUCUCAAAGGCUCUUCAUGAUCCUGUGGCUGAAAGGAGUGGUGUUUAAUGUCACUACUGUAGAUCUGAAAAGAAAACCGGCUGAUCUCCACAAUCUGGCCCCAGGAACGCACCCACCCUUCCUCACCUUCAAUGGAGAAGUACGGACUGAUGUGAACAAGAUUGAGGAGUUCCUAGAGGAGAUGCUAGCACCUCCAAAGUAUCCCAAACUAGCUGCAAAGAACAGGGAGUCAAACACGGCAGGAAAUGACAUCUUUGCUAAGUUCUCUGCGUAUGUUAAGAACACAAAGCCUGAGGCUAAUGCCAGCCUUGAGAAGGGCCUGUUGAAAGCCUUGAGGAAACUAGACAACUUCCUCAACUCCCCUCUACCUGAAGAGAUUGAUGCAGACAGCAUGGAAGAGGAAAAAUGCUCCACUCGCAAAUACCUGGAUGGCAAUGAAUUAACACUAGCAGACUGCAACCUCCUCCCUAAACUGCAUGUUGUCAAGGUUGUUUCCAAGAAAUACCGUAACUUUGACAUCCCAGCGGAGUUCACCGGAGUGUGGCGCUAUCUACAGAAUGCCUAUGCACGGGAUGAGUUCAUCAACACAUGUGCAGCAGACAAGGAGAUAGAGCUUGCCUACCAGGAUGUAGCCAGGAGACUGGCCAAGUGACACCUUAACCGGAUCAUACUUCAAUUAUGCAAUAACUGUCAUAGACAAAACUACAGUAAGACUCCUCUGGCUUUGAAAGAAGGUGUUGUGUUUAAGAUUCACUCUUCUGUCAGGAGGGAUUUUGGAGUUAUCAGCUUUAUUUUGUGUGUUGCCUUCAGGACACCAUAUUGGAUUGGUCCUUUAAAUGCCCUAGAUAGACUGUUGCCUGGUCUAACGCUGCCUGUGUACACUUUGCAUGCUGUUGCCAUUUUAUUCCCCUUAUGCAAGUGGCAUGAAUUUGUCUUAUCAGCAACUCUGUAAUGGGCUUGAGAAUGCACUGUGCCACUGAAAUUUAUUUAAAUAUCUACUCUUAUCAUGUACUGCAGACUGUUUCAGGCAGGGCCAUUUCUGAAGCAUAUGGGGCUCUAAGCGACAUCUUACUUGUCGGACCCCCACUCAAAUCAUGUUAUUCUGAGUUGGAAAACCUGGUUUAAAAAAGACAUACUCAUUUGGCCUCAUGGUGGCUGUUUCGGGGCCUUAAAGUACCCGCUUAUACCACUUGAGAAAUGGCCCUGGUUUCAGACUAUACAUUUAUUUGAGAAUGUUUCUUUUGCUGCUACUCUAUUCUGCUUUCCUAUACUCAGUCAAAUCAGCAGUGUUGAAUGAAACAGUGUUCUCCAGUGUCUGGUUUAGGUGUGCGCAUGUAAGCUGGACUCAACUGAACAGUUUUUUAGUUCAGUGCUGGGGAAUGUACUCACAUCAUGAAGGAUAAAUGUAUUGUAUCAUGUCCUUAGACCACUAGUGUUUUGCACACAUGCAGUUUGGUCUUGA